GGUGAAGAGACGAUACCACAGUGACGUAGGGGUAAUAACUGGGACAAAGAAGGAGAAUAUAAAAGCUCAAGAGUCACAACAUGCACUCCAAAUCUCGUCUGCGAGGAACAACAACACACCUAAGAGGAAACCCCACUGAAUCCAGACGUCUACCUGAAGGAUGAAGUUCCUGACUUUGCUUGCUCUGAUGUGCUGCUGCUGCCUUCUGCGCGGCCACGCGAUGCACCUCACGCGCCCGCGCCCCAGACCUCUAGACAGCUCCUCCACCUGGAACAACCUCUUCAUAAUGACUAAACAUGCACAGAUGGAAGAUACAGACCACGAGACAAGACUGCUUCCAGUGUUCUCCGAGGUUAUGCUAAAAGAGGAGAGUUCUUGUUGUGUCAACUCCAUGAUCCUGAAUUACUAUCUAAAGCACAUCUUGCACCCAGAUGAGCAUGUUGAUAAAAAAUACCCACACAUUCGUUUUGUGAGGUCUGACCUGCAGAGGAUUGCACACAUUUUGAAGCCGCACUGUGAAAACUUAGACUUCGUAGACCAUGUGCGUGUUAAGGAAUUCGAGAAGAACUAUAAAACUGCCAGUGAACAGGCAUAUGAGAAAACUCGUAACAAAGCAGUCGGAGAGACGAUUAUUCUCUUCCACUACCUCUUCGAAUCCUGCAAUCCAAGAAUAUGACUCUGAAACUCUCCUCUGCAGUAUUGCCAUCUGUUUUUUUUUCCUAUAUUCAAAGGAUUAUUUAUUAUGGACUUAUUUAUUUGGUGUAUUUAUGGUAUGCUAUAGAGAUUUUUAAGAAUGGCAUGGAAACUGUGCUUUCAUGCUGUGUUUUGUAAGGUCACGUUUGUGGCUGUUGUUGUGGCUGACUUGGGCUGAACAUCCCAAGAAAGACCGCUACAAAGUAAAUGCAUUUUAAAAGCAUUAACACACCAAGUUGAAAAAAAUAUGAUUUUAAUGUAUUCAGCAAUAUUUGAAUUUAUC
Molecule: messenger RNA, 976 nt
Organism: Carassius gibelio (silver crucian carp)
Lineage: Eukaryota; Metazoa; Chordata; Actinopteri; Cypriniformes; Cyprinidae
Gene: il22
Product: interleukin 22
Exons: 5
Coding region: 161-676 (171 amino acids)
Cellular component (GO): extracellular region
Source: RefSeq, a predicted model, not a curated record